AUGAGGCAGGGGAAUGAGAAAUCGGCUACACCAGCCACUAUCAACUUUGAGCAAGCGACUAUCGACAAUCCUUUGAAGCAGUAUAGCCCCGAAGUCAUUCAGCAAAAUGCAAUUCAGUUUGCAAAGCACUUCGGGUUUCCUGGACUCGAAGGACUUUUCGUCAAAGCAGCAUUCUGUGCCCGCGAUCCACGCCUGGCUCCCACAGUGAGCGGUUUGACGACUGAAGAAAAGGAUGCGCUCAAUGCGGAAAUCCAGGGUUCUGUACGGUUCUGGAACCAGCCGAAGCAGUUGAAGAUUGCAGUCUUAACUUGCUGUCUUGGAGCCAUUCUUCAGGGCUGGAACCAGACAGGAGCUGCUGGGGCCAAUUUGUCAUGGCCUGAGGAGUUAGGAUUACAUAUUAUGCCGGGGCAUGAAGAUUACAACAUCUCGGACGUCUUCUAUUUCUCCGGCGUGAAUGCAAUCAGCUAUUUCGUUGCUGCCCUUUUCGGAUCAUGGAUAUCAGAUCCUGUGCAAGAAAUCCUCUUGGGCCGCCGUGCUGCCAUUUUCUUUGCUGGGCUAUGCAUCUUCGCUGCAUCAAUCGCCAGUGCGUUUGUAAAGAGUGUCGGCGGUCUCAUGGCGGCCCGAGUUGUAUUAGGGAUCGGAAUGGGGUGUAAGGCGAGCGUCAUACCGAUCUAUAGCGCAGAGAUUGCCCCUGCACAAAUCAGAGGGACUCUGGGAGUCAACUGGCAAAUUAUGGAUGCCCUAGGUAUUGCGUUGGGUUAUGCUGCAAAUCUUAUAGUCGCGGAUAUUGGCCGUGUGGCAUGGCGUGUGCAAUUUGCCACUGCGGUAUUGCCUACUCUAUUUCUCCUAGUCUUAGUAUUCUGUGCUCCUGAAUCGCCGAGAUACCUUGUUAAGAAGAAGCAAUACAACAAGGCCUAUCGAAGCCUCCUAGCUUUGCGGGAGUCUCCAAUUAUUGCUGCCCGAGAUUUGUUCUAUAUACACGUCCAACUUCUUGCUGAGACGAGACUAUUCUCCUCACGGCGGGACAUUGGGUUCAACGUUGUCCGAAAUGAUACCGAUAGCGAUCUGGAGACGAAUAGCAUUCAGACCAACUUGGAGGGAUUUGGCGAGGCUGAAACUUACCAGGACGAGAUUGAUAAGAUCUCGUAUUGGGACCGUGUGUUGCAACUGUGGAAGGUGAAGAGAGUAAGGAGAAGUGCCCUCGCCUCCUUUGCUGUGAUGAUCUCUCAACAGCUCUGCGGUAUCAAUGUUCUGGCCUUCUACGGGUCCACGUUCUUCGAGAGCGUCAAUGAGAGCCGUUAUCAAGCAUUGUGGUUCAGCCUUGGCUUUGGUUUGGCUAAUUUCAUUUUCGCCUUACCAGCGUACUCCCUUGUCGAGUCCUGGGGUCGGAGACCACUCUUGCUCAUUUCGAUUCCGGGCAUGAUGAUCAGUCUGAUUGCGUGCGGAAGCUGUUUUUAUAUAAAUGGAGACAGUGCUCGUAUUGGCGCCGUGUCAUUUUUCAUCUUCGUCUUCACGUUCUUCUACUCUCCUGGAGUCGGACCCAUUCCCUUCGCAACUACGUCGGAGAUUUUUAUGAGCGUGAAUCGCGAGAUCGGCAUGUCCUUUGGAGUUUUUAUAAAUCUUUUCUUCGCUGGUAUUCUUACCAUCCUCGUACCACCUUUGACUCGCAUUAUAGGCGGUGCUGGCACAGGGAUAGAAUACUCAAGAGUGCAAGGCCGCAUCCUCUAUGUCUUUGCUGGCCUCAACAUCAUCGCGUUCCUACUUUGCUAUUUCCUUGUUCCAGAAACGUCUGGGGCGACCAUCAGCAAGAGCGCAGCGAAUAUGGAAUAUAUUUCCUUGGAAGAAAUGAACUAUAUCUUCGAUACACCAACCCGAAGGCAUGUGGAAUACCAGACGAGGAUAGUCUUGCCUUGGGCGAUCAGUCGUGCCAUGCCCUGGAGGAAUCCACUACCUCGACCGGAAGGAUUGUAUCAAUGGUCACGAUAUGGGACAAUAGAGACAGCGGAGCCAUUGAACGAAGGUGGGGCCAUCGGCGAUGCUCUUAGUGAAAAUGAAUCAUCCAUGUUCUGAGUAGGGCUGGGCAAGGCGUAUAUAAUAAUGAUUAUAUUUUGAUCGUUGAU
Molecule: messenger RNA, 2120 nt
Organism: Eremomyces bilateralis CBS 781.70
Lineage: Eukaryota; Fungi; Ascomycota; Dothideomycetes; Eremomycetales; Eremomycetaceae
Exons: 17
Coding region: 1-2070 (689 amino acids)
Biological process (GO): transmembrane transport
Cellular component (GO): membrane
Molecular function (GO): myo-inositol:proton symporter activity
Source: RefSeq, a predicted model, not a curated record